Psammomys obesus (fat sand rat) is the source of this 843-nucleotide messenger RNA. RefSeq names its product testis expressed 33 (gene Cimip4). Lineage: Eukaryota; Metazoa; Chordata; Mammalia; Rodentia; Muridae. The transcript is spliced from 5 exons. The record is from RefSeq and is a predicted model, not a curated record. The coding region runs from base 9 to 776 and encodes 255 amino acids.
CAGAGUCCAUGGAGCUGGGUCCCCGACAAGGUACAACCACUUUGACAAAGAUCCCCCCGAACAACAAAGAGGGCCAGCAGGAUAUGGACUCCCGGGGGGCUGCCCAUAGCUCCUUGGACAGCUCCAAAUCUAAGCAGCAUCCAGGGCCCUCGCAGAACCCUGAAGGCCAGAGCCACCUGGAGAUCCCACCUCCACCACCAGCUACUACCAGCAGGACUUCUCUGGUCAUGACCCCCCAGCCUGAGGACCUGAAGAAGCGGGCAUCCAGAUCCAGCUUGAGAGAGGGAGUUCUGGGGGAGGAAGGCCGGGACUCCAGGGCCGCAGAGCAGAGGGAAGUGCCUGUGAGCUCAAAGGACAGCGUCAUUCCCGAAAACAUCCGCCACAAGUUUGGGAGCGAUGUGGUGGAUCGUCUGAUCUCCGAGGAACAGGCUCGAAGGGCCGUCGGUGAAAUCUUUGAGGGCCAGAAGAGGUCCAGCUCAUGGCCCAGCAGGACCCAGACCCCCAUGCAGAUCUCCUCCAUCUUCUCAGACUACUAUGACCUGGGCUACCACAUGAGGUCCAACUUGUUUCAAGGCCCACCCCAGGAGACAAAGAGCCUCAUGAAGGCUUCCUACACGCCGGAGGUGAUUGAGAAGUCAGUAAGGGAUGUAGAACACUGGCAUGGCAGGAAGACAGACGAGCUGGGCCGGUGGCACCGGAAAAAUGCUAUGAACAUGAACUUGCAGAAAGCGCUGGAAGAGAAAUUCGGACCAAAGAGCAAAUCCAAGGGCAAGUAGUUGAGAGGAGGUUGGAAGGAAGCUCGAGGAGGGUGCUGCCAAUAAAGAGAUAAAGGCUCUGGUCUGA